CCAUUGAUCACCACUGUACAAACAACAACAGUAAAUGCAGUAGUCGAUCCUCAUCACCUUCAUCACCGCCAGUGUCCAUCAGCUGGCACCAGCUGACGGUAGAGGUCAACCAAUGGGCCUCAUCCUUUUCAAGCAAACUUUGGUGUUUGAAGAAGGAAAAGAAAACCAUCUUAAAUGCCAUCAACGGCCACUUCACCGCCGGCUCACUGAACGGCCUGCUAGGACCCAGCGGCGCCGGGAAGACCACUCUUUUGGAUGUGCUCAGCGGACGCUGGCCCCAGCUGUACAGCGGCAGUGUUCAGCUGUGGUACAAUGGUACCACCACCGCAAAUGGCCUUCACUCUUCCAAUGUCUUCUACAUUCGCCAGCACGUCCACGACUGUCUGGUGCUGGAGCUGACCGUCGGACAGUUGCUGCGCUACGCCUUCGCCUUCAAGAAUGACCUGAUCACUUCUGCCAAAAGCACGUCAUCUGUGGAGGAGCACAUUGAGGCGACUCUCUCUGCGCUGAACCUUCCAACUGAAGUCCUCAACAGACCACUGAAGAAGUGCAGCGGUGGUGAGGUGAAGAGGGUGGCCAUUGCUCAGGAGCUGAUGUCCCUCAAUCCGCCCGCCUAUCUUUUUCUUGAUGAACCGACCACUGGCUUGGACAGCGUUUCUGCCUUUGAG
This is a messenger RNA of Rhagoletis zephyria (snowberry fruit fly), 668 nucleotides long. The record is from RefSeq and is a predicted model, not a curated record. Lineage: Eukaryota; Metazoa; Arthropoda; Insecta; Diptera; Tephritidae.